Molecule: messenger RNA, 1764 nt
Organism: Trichechus manatus latirostris (Florida manatee)
Lineage: Eukaryota; Metazoa; Chordata; Mammalia; Sirenia; Trichechidae
Gene: CD19
Product: CD19 molecule
Exons: 15
Coding region: 1-1698 (565 amino acids)
Biological process (GO): regulation of B cell activation; B cell proliferation involved in immune response; B cell receptor signaling pathway
Cellular component (GO): external side of plasma membrane
Source: RefSeq, a predicted model, not a curated record
AUGCCGCCCCCUCUCCUCCUCUUUGUCCUCCUCUUCCUUAUUCCAGUAGGAGUCAGGCCACGGCAACAAGUGCUGGUUGAAGAGGGAGACGAUGCCACGCUGCCGUGUUUAAAGAACACCUCAGAUGAGUCCCCUGUGCUCCUGGCCUGGUAUCGGGGGUCCCAGCCAGUGCCACUCUUAGAGCUAAGCCUGGGGUUACCAGGCCUGGGCAUCCAGGUGGGGCCCCGGGGCAUCCUGCUGCUCAUCUUCAACAUCUCGGACCAGAUGGGGGGCUUCUACCUAUGCCAGCCAGGGCCCCCCUCCGAGCAGGACUGGCAGCCUGGCUGGACAGUCAGCGUGGAGGGCAGCGGGGAGAUGUUCAGGUGGAAUGCUUCAGACCUAGAUGGCCUAGGCUGUGACCUGUGGAACAUGUCCUCAAAGGGCCCCAGGCCCUCUUCUGGUUCCCCCACUAGCUCCCAGGCAUACGUGUGGGCCAAACGUCACCUUAAGACCUGGGAGGCAGACCCUGUGUGUGUCCCACCUCGGGGCAGUCCAAACCAGAGCCUCAACCAAGACCUCACCGUGGCUCCUGGCUCUGAACUCUGGCUACACUGUGGGGUGUACCCAGCCACCGAGGCCAAAGGCCCCAUCUCCUGGACCCAUGUACACCCCAAGAAGCCUAACAUUUCAUUGCUGAGCCUUGACAUGAAGGAGGAUUCCCUAACCAGAGAGAUGUGGGUGCGGAGGAGCCUCUUGGGAGGGAAUGUUCUGUGGCUACCCCAGGUCACAGUUAAAGAUGCCGACACCUAUCGAUGUCACCAUGGCAACUUGACCAUCGAGUUGGAGCUGAAAGUCACUGCCAGGCCAGUAUGGCGCUGGUUGAUGAAGACUGGUGGCUGGAACGUCCCAGCUGUGACUAUGAUUUAUAUGCUCUUCUGCUUGGUUUCUCUGGUGGGCUUUCUUUAUCUUCAGAGUGUCCUGAUCCUGAGGAGGAAAAGAAAGCGAAUGACUGACCCCACCAGGAGGUUCUUCAAAGUGACAGGAAACGGGGCCCAGAACCAGUACGGGAACGUGCUGUCCCUGCCCACGACCACCUCCGGCACCGGACGCGCCCUGCGGUGGGCUGCUGGCCUCGGGGGCGCCGCCUCGCCCUAUGGAAGCCCGCAGAACGACUACCGGGAGGAUGAAGCCUCGAGGACCCGGAGCCCACAGGGAGCUGACCUGAAAGAAGAGGAAGGGGAGGCCUAUGAGGAGCCGGACAGUGAGGAGGUCUCUGAGUUCUAUGAGAACGACGACGCCAACAACCUAGCGCAGGACCAACUCUCCCAGGAUGGCAGCGGCUAUGAGAACCCUGAGGACGGGGACUUAGGUUCUGAGGACAGGACUUUGGGUCCUGAGGAUGAGGACUCCUUCUCUAGCGCUGAAUCUUAUGAGAAUGAGGAUGAAGCGCUGGCCUCUCCAGUCCCCCGGGCAGUAGACUUCCUGAGUCCCCAUGGGACUGCUUGGGACCCCAGCCGGGAGGCAACCUCUCUUGGGUCCCAGUCCUAUGAAGAUAUGAGAGGGAUCCUGUAUGCAGCCCCCCAGCUCCGCUCCCUUCGGCCUCAGCCUGGUGCCAAUCAUGAGGAAGAUGCAGACUCCUAUGAGAACAUGGAUAAUCCUGAUGGGCCAGAACCAGCAUGGGGAGGAGGUGGCCACAUGGGGACCUGGAGCACCAGGUGACCCCCUCCAGCUUGGGCCUCCUCAGGCCCGAGAUCCACAUCUGACUGAAAUCUGGGAACCCCAAGG